AUGACCCAGCGGCGUUAUCGCAUUUUCUUUGACUACUACGAAGGCGGCGAUCUUUGGCAUGCUUUAGAGAAGCACUGCAACAGAUUGAAUAAGAUAGUUUAUGCUUACCAAGGUGACCAGCCAUGGCUUGACACCGAAUGGGACGAGGAGUUUCGUUGCUACCGUAACUCGGAAGGGGAGUCCGGAGAAGCAGGAUUGUUGGAGAAGAUACCCGAAAGCCUUAUCUGGAGAAUCGCUAGCUCGCUCGUUCAAACGUGUCAGAUCCUGCAUUUCGGCCAGGUCAGUAUUGGAGGUGUGCAGAACACCACACCUGAGUGGAAACCGAUCAAACACUGCGAUAUAAGACUCGACAACAUCUUCAUCAAGCCAGCGGCUCAGGAGAACGAGAAUGAGGAACACCAGUUUGUAGUUGAUGACGCAGCAGAAAGCGGUGGGGUAGUACCCCUAGACGGAAAGACAGAUGUAUGGCAGAUCGGUGCAGUACUUUACUCACUACUCAGCAAUGGUUUGUACCCCCCUCUCGGCCAAGGGCCAUGUCGCUUUGUCGAGAAGUUUGACGCAGCUGUACCUUUCGCCGGCGAACAUGGCGACCUGAGAACCUACACCGACCCAGAGGAUGACCCAUGGAAUGACAUGGAUUUCUUUCCUACUUUCAAACGUUACAGCGAGAAUCUGAAGCUAUUGGCGUUGGCGUGUCUGACAUGGCAAUCGAGUGAACGGCCGACGUUAUUGGAGAUGAGGAAUAGGAUCGAUGAUUUCCUUACGACGCACCCGGAUGUUGCGAAUGAUCGGAAUAUGGAGUCGCUAGAGGUCGUUCGAGAUUUGGAAUUCGCGAUUGGGCAACCUAUGAAUUAG
This is a messenger RNA of Alternaria arbusti, 855 nucleotides long. RefSeq lists its product as uncharacterized. The coding region runs from base 1 to 855 and encodes 284 amino acids. The transcript is spliced from 3 exons. Gene Ontology annotation, molecular function: ATP binding; protein kinase activity. Gene Ontology annotation, biological process: protein phosphorylation. Lineage: Eukaryota; Fungi; Ascomycota; Dothideomycetes; Pleosporales; Pleosporaceae. The record is from RefSeq and is a predicted model, not a curated record.